This is a messenger RNA of Didymodactylos carnosus, 213 nucleotides long. The record is from the annotation of a GenBank genome assembly. Lineage: Eukaryota; Metazoa; Rotifera; Eurotatoria; Philodinida; Philodinidae.
AUGGGUGCAUGCAGUAUUUAUUAUCGUGUCUAUCGACGACAACAAGCCAGAGCACGGUUUCUUCGUCAAGUUGAAAGAGUAGAGUCUCAAAAUCAACCACGUAUCAUCUGUCAUAUUAUUACGCCCGCACCGAUUGCCACACCUGCUAUCCAAGAACCACCCCCACCAACUUAUCAAGAAGUGGUCGCAGCCACGCAAUACGAAGACGGAUAA